Messenger RNA from Gopherus evgoodei (Goodes thornscrub tortoise), 1627 nucleotides. Its product is annotated as cytochrome P450 2H2-like. Gene Ontology annotation, cellular component: cytoplasm; intracellular membrane-bounded organelle. Bases 179 to 1627 code for a protein of 482 amino acids. Gene Ontology annotation, molecular function: oxidoreductase activity, acting on paired donors, with incorporation or reduction of molecular oxygen, reduced flavin or flavoprotein as one donor, and incorporation of one atom of oxygen; heme binding; iron ion binding. Gene Ontology annotation, biological process: xenobiotic metabolic process. NCBI's taxonomy places the organism in Eukaryota, Metazoa, Chordata, Testudines, Testudinidae. The record is from RefSeq and is a predicted model, not a curated record. The transcript has 10 exons.
UCCAGCUCAGUGAAUUUUGGAGGCUUCUCUCUUUUGGAUAGUAUCCACUUUAACUCUUUUCUUCUGCAGUUGCUAAUUCAGGGCACCACGAUAUUCCCUGCACUGAAGUCAGUUUUAUAUAACAGCAGGGAAUUUCCAAACCCAGAGCAAUUUAACCUGGGACAUUUCUUGGACGAAAAUGAUGCCUUUAAGAAGAAUGACUUCUUCAUGCCUUUUUCUCAUGGAAAAAGAUGUCUGGAAGUGGGAAGCUGCCACCUGGCCCUGUUGCUUUUCCCAUCAUCGGAAAUGCACUGCAGCUGAAUAUGAAGAACUUGUCCCAAUCAAUCUCAGGGAAAAGUACGGCCCGAUUUUCACAAUAUAUUUGGGCUCAGAGCGAGUUGUGGUGCUGUAUGGACAGGAGACUCUGAAGGAAGCGCUGAUUGAUCAAGGGGACGAGUUCAGUGACAGAGGACAUAUGCCAGUAUUUGAAAGGUUGCCCAACAAAAAAGGUAUGGCUAUGGCCAGUGGGGAGCCAUGGAAGCAGCUACGUCGAUUUACCCUCACCACCUUGAGGGAUUUUGGGAUGGGGAAGAAGAGCACUGAAGAGCGAAUCCUGGAGGAAGCCCAUUUUCUGGUGGAAAGGCUCAAAAACACUCACGGGCGGCCCUUUGACCCCACCCUCUUCCUCAACCAUGCCACCUCCAAUGUCAUCUGCUCGAUCGUCUUUGGGGACCGGUUUGACUAUGAAGAUAAGAAGUUUGUAACUUUAAUAAAUCUCAUAGAUGAAAUUAACAAGCUCCUGCGCUCUCCCAGGACAGUGCUGUACAAUUUUUUCCCAACUCUCAUGCAUUACAUCCCUGGGCCUCACCAGAGAAUCUUUAAACAUUUUGAGGAGUUGAGAAAGUUUGUUCUGGAGAGAGUGGAGAUGCACAGAGAGUCCCUGGAGCCCAGCUGCCCUCGAGACUUCAUCGAUGCUUUCCUCAUCAAAGUAAAACAUGAGCAACAUAACAGCCAGUCGGAAUUUACCACUGAGAGCUUGUUAAACAGAACAUUAGGCUUAUUCUUUGCUGGAACAGGGACAACCAGUGACACCCUGAAAUGUGGACUCAAGCUUCUUAUGAAAUACCCAGAAAUCGAAGAGAAGGUUCAUGUAGAGAUUGACCGUGUGAUCGGCCGAAGCCGAAGCCCCUGCAUGGCAUAUCGAAGCCAGAUGCCCUACACAGAUGCCGUUGUACAUGAGAUCCAGAGAUUCAUCUCUCUUGCCCCUCUUGGUGUCCCACGUGCUGUGACUAAAGACACUCGUUUCAGACAAUACAUUAUCCCCAAGGGCACCACUAUAUUCCCUGUGCUGCAGUCAGUCCUAUAUGACAGCAAGGAAUUUCCAAACCCAGAGCAAUUUAACCCAGGGCAUUUCUUGGAUGAAAAUGGUGCCUUCAAGAAGAGUGACUUCUUCAUGCCUUUUUCUAUAGGGAAACGGAGUUGCUUGGGAGAGGCUCUGGCUCGGAUGGAACUAUUUUUGCUACUGACAACGAUUUUGCAAAACUUUAUCUUGAAGUCUCCCAUUGACCCCAAAGAUAUUGAUAUAACUCCAAUGAGUUUCACCUCAAAUAUCCCAGUGUCCUACCAGCUCAUUGUUAUUCCUCGGUAA